Messenger RNA from Penicillium samsonianum, 996 nucleotides. Its product is annotated as Zn(II)2Cys6 transcription factor domain-containing protein. Gene Ontology annotation, cellular component: nucleus. Lineage: Eukaryota; Fungi; Ascomycota; Eurotiomycetes; Eurotiales; Aspergillaceae. The record is from RefSeq and is a predicted model, not a curated record. Gene Ontology annotation, molecular function: DNA binding; zinc ion binding; DNA-binding transcription factor activity, RNA polymerase II-specific. The transcript has a single exon. The coding region runs from base 1 to 996 and encodes 331 amino acids. Gene Ontology annotation, biological process: regulation of DNA-templated transcription; aflatoxin biosynthetic process.
AUGAGCAGCAAUCGCAUCCAAACUUCACGAUCGUCCAAACCCACUCUUCCGAAUACCACCUCUUCGUUACAACCCCAAAAACUCAAAGAUUCCUGCGACAAAUGCUCUGCCUCAAAAGUACGUUGUACGAAAGAGAAACCCUUCUGUGCCCGUUGCGAUAAGCUCGGAUACACAUGCUUUUACAGCCCAGCAAGACGGGCUGGCCGGCCCUACCGGUCAAAAAAAGAGAUUUCAUCGGGAAGCAAUAGCGAAGAAUCAAACCGACUCUCUGCGAGAGACAUAACAACGACCCAGUUUGUAGACGAAAGUGCUAGACUAUAUUCCCGCUUCAAUGGCUCUACACCCAUCAACGUGACACCCAAUAUCUCAACCUCAAAUUCCAUUCCGUCCACCAAUGAAACGGAACAGCCAGACCUCAAUACCGCAAAAAGCCACGAAGCCUCCGAUCCGGAUUGCGUGCUAGUCGUUCUGGACAUAUUCUCCGAAUUAGAAGCGUCAGCAGAGCAAUUCAGACGAGGACCACCCGUAGACGCAAGUCUUCUCAACACAACCGCACAAACUAUCUCAGCAACCUUCCAUCGUCUCUCUACGAUUUUGAUCUGCCCUUGCUCCGAGCGAGCGGAGGUGGGGAUGCUCGUUUCCGCAAUUUGCAUGUCCAUCAUCGACAUGCAUGCCAUGACAAUUUCAAACUUUGCGGAAGAUCAGCCUCCAGCUGGGCUACUCAGUCAGCCAACGCCAUGGGAUAGUCCCGGUGUCGCGUCUCUUAGGUCCCCUGCGCAUGAGGCUACGGCUAUGCGGGUUUUUACGGAGCUUUCGGAGCUGGCCAGGCUCAUUUUACAGCUUACCGAGCGCUAUGAUGAAGGGGGUGGGGCUUUAAAUUGGGAUGGUCUAGGAAAUGGAUCGGAGCUGCCAACGGACAUCAUGCCGGCAAUGGCUACUUUCUUGCGUGAGAGGUUGCAGCAAAUCACGAAUGACGCUACUCAUUGGCUUGGAUAA